This is a messenger RNA of Staurois parvus, 819 nucleotides long. The record is from the annotation of a GenBank genome assembly. NCBI's taxonomy places the organism in Eukaryota, Metazoa, Chordata, Amphibia, Anura, Ranidae.
AGAGGGAGAGUCUGCAUAGGUCAGGGAGACUGUGAUGGGGCCACAAUCGAGGUCCAUUCCUGCUCGCUGCAAGACUGCUGUCCUCAUGCUGGAGGCUGGGCACAAUGGAGCGCAUGGUCUCCCUGCUCUGUGACCUGUGAACGCGGAGAGAGGAAACGCACCCGGCAAUGCAAUAGUCCAACUCCAGUGUGCGGAGGGUCAUGUCCCAAUAAACCUGAAGAGGUUGAAAACUGUGACACCGCUAAAGUUUGCCCAACUCAUGGACAAUGGGGUAACUGGGAAGACUGGGGCCAAUGCUCCUCCGUUUGCAUUGUAGAAGGUUCUGGAAUAUUUCCAACUCAAUCCCGAUUCCGACAGUGCAACAACCCGAGUCCUUCAACCAGUCCUCCGGGAAAUCCAUGCCCAGGGAAAAAUCAAGACUCCAGAGAUUGCACUAGCCUUCCCUUUUGUCCAGUGGAUGGACAAUGGGGACCAUGGGAGAAGAAUUCAGAGUGCUCAGUCACCUGUGGCAUAGGACGGGAGGGGCAGAAGAGAUCUUGCAACAGUCCAGCUCCCAAGCAUGGAGGAAAUUAUUGUCUUGGAUCUCCUACCAGACAUAUUAUCUGCAAUACAGGAGAACCAUGUCCAAUUGAUGGGACAUGGACUGAUUGGAAUGAAUGGACAGAAUGCAAACGUCUUACAAAAGAUCUGGUUAGAUGUAAACAAAAAGUAGCGCUGCAGCAGAGGAAACGCCAAUGUGUUGGUACAAGGUUUGAAGGAAAGUGGUGUGAAGGGGAAGCCAGAGAAAGCCGAAAAUGCUACAACGUAGACAAAUGCAAG